AUGCGUCAGCAAACUCUCACCCAUGAACCUGCCUACUCUCUAAUGCUAUCCAGUGUUCAUAGUGGCCCACUGUCAUGGAUCGUCAGCCCAAUCAACAAGACCGCAGCGGAGCCUCGUCUUUAUCGUCGCUCCGACACGACAUCCAUUGAACUCUUCUUUGACUUGUUUUUUGUGGCCAAUUUGUCUACUUUCACAGCAACACAUGAGAUCAACAAUCUGAAUGCCUUGGGGUCAUACGUGGGAUUCCUCGGUGUCAUAUGGUUCACAUGGCUACAGGUCACCUUGUUUGAUAUCCGCUUUGCCCAAGAUUCGGUCUUCGAGAGAACUUGUAAAGCUCUUCAACUUGCAGUGAUGAUCGGUUUCGCGUCCGCCGGAACUCGCUUCACCACCCGCGUUGGUAAUGAAAACCUUUGGGCAUUCCAGUCGUUGAGCCUUAUGCUAGCGGGAAGCCGACUCCUGUUGGCGAUCCAAUACACUAUCACUCUCGCGUUCAUGUACCGACCAAUGAAAGCUACGUCAAAGGGGGUUGCAUACACCGCCAUGAUGUUUUGGGGUGCUGCGAUUUUGUAUCUUGCAAUGUUCUUUGCCUUUAGCCGAGGGCAUCAAGUCCCACCGCGAAUUUGGACCGUUUGGUUCGUCCUGUUUGGUGUUGAGAUGUGGACGGUAAUGGGGGUCUCUUGUGGUUUCCCAGAAAUUGGCUUCCAGGAAACCUACCUCAAUAUCCGGAUGGGCCUUCUCACACUGAUUAUCAUUGGCGAGGGGGUUAUUGCGGUAACUCGGAUUGUCAACAAGACGGUGCGGCCGGGGGGAUGGACUAAAUGGUCGUUUGUCCAUAUAUUGGGAGUGACUACCAACGUCUAUCUUCUAUGGCAGGUCUAUUUUGAUCUCUCCCCGGGGCGUCGACUUGGAAAAAUCACGCAGCAUAUCUGGGCGCAACUUCAUUUCCCCUUCCAUGUGGCACUUAUUCUCCUGCUUGAAGGCUCCCAAAUCCUUGCAUUGACAUUGGAUGUGACCCUGAAGUUAAAGUACCUUGCACAGACAUUCUCUUUUGUGUGUGAAGAAAAUCGUCCUAGCCAGACGGCAGCGAUUGCACUGAUUAGAAGCACCAUCACGGACAUGGAGAUCCCAUUUAGCCGAGGUGCAACACAAGAGUGGGCGGCGAUUUCGAGUCUUUUAGAUGACCUUUCCAAUCAGCCUCUUUGUUCCGACCCCGGGACAUUCAAUUCCAUCCACAGGCAGGACAUCUUCAGUGAUCUGAUGGGGAAUGUGACUGCGGCCCUAUUCUCAAGCAUGGACAUCACUCCACCAGUAAAAGUGGACAUCGGCCUCCUUGACAGUCAUCAACUGCUCCGAAUGUAUAUGAAGCUCUUGGCCUUUGUGUAUAUAUAUUUCUUCGCGGGUGCCAGUCUGUCAAUGGGUCUUUUCAGCGCAUUUACCAUUCUCGCCCGUCGGCACGAACGCCGUCUGCACCUCGGUCUUUCCAUGGCAGUGAGAGCUUUACUCGCGAUUUCUCUAGCUAGUUUAGUCUCAUUUGCCAGCCACUUCCAGUUAGCCUAUUCCUUCAUGACCUCGCCGAUCAUCCUGUACGCCUUUACGUUGCCGCUCCUGACUGGUCAGUUCUUCUCCUACCGUAGCAUGCGGAUUCUAAUUGGUAACAGUUCUUUUGGUUGA
This is a messenger RNA of Penicillium odoratum, 1671 nucleotides long. RefSeq lists its product as uncharacterized. The record is from RefSeq and is a predicted model, not a curated record. NCBI's taxonomy places the organism in Eukaryota, Fungi, Ascomycota, Eurotiomycetes, Eurotiales, Aspergillaceae. The transcript has 4 exons. Bases 1 to 1671 code for a protein of 556 amino acids.